AUGUCCAAUCCAUCCCCCACCCCGGACCCAAGCAACCCCAACUACGCAGAAGCCGCCGGUCCCGCCAACGGCGAACCCACUACCAGCAUAGUCAUCACCACAGAGAUUGCGCCCACCCCCACGGCUAAGCCCCGAUACGGCGCUGCGCUUCCAAAAGCCGGUACGGAGGAUGGCACGUAUAAUCCUCCGCUCCACGCAGUGGUCACGGAUGAGGCAUUCGAUCAGGUACCCAAGGAGGACCACUAUGAAAAGAAGGAAAUCGCCGAGAUACGGGCUCUGCAGAAAAAGGCGAAUGCGAAGAAGCACCCUUGA
Messenger RNA from Plenodomus lingam JN3, 312 nucleotides. RefSeq lists its product as uncharacterized. NCBI's taxonomy places the organism in Eukaryota, Fungi, Ascomycota, Dothideomycetes, Pleosporales, Leptosphaeriaceae. The record is from RefSeq and is a predicted model, not a curated record.